AUGGAAAUGAGAGAGAGAGACUACCGAGAGACUACCAAGUUCAAGAAUCUGUUUUUCUUCAAAUGCUUAAUGCCCAAAGUUCUGUUUGAUGAGGAAACUGUGGACCAGCUUAUAAUGGAAGCAAAAUUACUUUUAGGCCUCAUUCACACUGCCCUACAGCCUGAAGAACUCACCAACAUUCUGGAGAUAAGUAAUAUUGUAUUCACCAGCAUGUUUGCUCUGGAAAUGAUGCUCAAACUUUCAGCUUUUGGAUUUUUUGAAUAUCUCCGAAAUCCAUAUAAUAUCUUUGAUGGAAUUAUAGUCAUUAUAAGUGUCUGGGAGAUUAUCGGACAGAACGAUGGUGGGCUUUCAGUUUUAAGAACUUUUCGCCUUCUGCGAGUGUUGAAACUCGUACGGUUUAUGCCUGCACUGAGACGGCAGCUGGUAGUAUUAAUGAAGACGAUGGACAAUGUGGCUACAUUUUGCAUGCUCCUCAUGCUCUUUAUCUUCAUCUUUAGUAUUCUUGGAAUGCAUAUUUUUGGAUGUAAAUUCAGCCUAAGGACAGAUUCCGGAGACACUGUACCUGAUCGGAAAAACUUUGACUCUCUACUGUGGGCUAUUGUAACAGUCUUCCAGAUCCUGACCCAGGAAGACUGGAACGUGGUACUUUAUAAUGGCAUGGCCAGUACAUCUCCAUGGGCAGCUCUCUACUUUGUGGCUCUCAUGACAUUUGGAAAUUAUGUUCUCUUCAAUCUUCUGGUUGCCAUUUUGGUAGAAGGAUUCCAAGCAGAGGGGGAUGCUAACCGGUCUUAUUCUGAUGAAGAAAGAAGCUCUUUAAAUAUUGAAGAGUCUGAUAAAUAUCAUGAAAUUCAGGCUGGGUCUGAUCCAAAGCUUUGUACAGCUCCAGUGACACCAAAUGGACAUCUGGAAAGCACCCCUAUAAUAAGUCAACAGAUCACUGGUGGAGUCAUGAAUACGUCUAAAAAUUCUCUACAAAGGGAUCAAGUACUGGUAGCUCUGGACUGCAGGAAAAGCAGUGUAAUGUCUCUCGGUCGUAUGACCUAUGAUCAGAGGUCACAGGUAGGUUCACGGCCACCUCACUGGAACAGAAGUGGAGCUUGGGGCAGCCGCAGAUCAAGCUGGAACAGCUUGGGUCGUCGCACAAGUAUUAGGCCAAGACCAUGUACAGCUGAGCAUGAGUCUUUACUCUCUAGAGCAGAGUUCCACAGAGACAGAAGUCAUUCCAGGAGAGCAUCCAGCCUGAAACACAGGAGAGCAAUGUCGCUGGACAAUAAGGGCUCUACAGACAUUCCAGAACAUUCUGGACUUCAUACAAGCCAUAGGACACCCAGCAAAGGGACUAAUUCAGUUGGAGAAUAUCAAGAUUCCAGUGUAAAAACUCCCCAGAUCAUGAAGGAUGUUUUCCCCAAGAUGAACAACCGUAAGGAUAAGGAUGAAGAAGAAGAGGAAAUUGAUUAUAGUUUAUGUUUCCGAAUCAGAAAAAUGAUUGAGGUUUACCGACCGGAUUGGUGUGCAUUACGUGAAGACUGGUCAAUAUUCCUUUUCUCUCCUCAGAACAGGUUCCGCAUGAUGUGUCAAACGAUUAUUGCACACAAGCUUUUUGACUACGUGGUACUUGCAUUUAUUUUUCUCAACUGCAUCACCAUUGCUUUGGAAAGGCCUCAGAUUGAGCACAAGAGUACGGAGAGGAUGUUCCUCAGCAUAUCAAACUAUAUUUUUACUGCUAUCUUUGUAGCUGAGAUGACAUUGAAGGUGGUCUCCUUAGGAUUUUAUUUUGGAGGCAGGGCAUAUCUCCGCAGCAGCUGGAACAUUCUAGAUGGUUUCCUUGUCUUGGUAUCAAUGAUUGAUAUUGUGGUGUCUGUAGCAUCUGCUGGAGGAGCCAAAAUUCUUGGUGUUCUGAGGGUGCUGCGACUUCUACGAACAUUACGGCCUCUAAGAGUAAUCAGCAGAGCUCCAGGCCUGAAACUGGUGGUGGAAACCUUAAUAUCUUCUUUGAAACCAAUCGGAAAUAUUGUCCUGAUUUGUUGUGCCUUCUUCAUUAUUUUUGGGAUCCUUGGGGUGCAGCUUUUUAAAGGUAAAUUUUUCUACUGCCUUGGUGUAGAUGUUCGAAAUGUUACCAACAAGUCAGACUGUGAGGCUGCCAAUUAUAAAUGGGUUCAUCACAAGUACAACUUCGAUAAUCUAGGGCAGGCUUUAAUGUCACUUUUUGUUUUGGCAUCAAAAGACGGAUGGGUUAAUAUUAUGUAUAAUGGUCUUGAUGCAGUCUCUGUGGACCAGCAGCCCAUUACCAAUCACAACCCGUGGAUGUUGCUGUAUUUUAUCUCCUUCCUACUUAUUGUUAGUUUCUUUGUACUCAACAUGUUUGUGGGUGUAGUAGUAGAGAAUUUCCAUAAGUGCCGCCAACAUCAAGAAGCAGAGGAAGCCCGAAGACGAGAGGAAAAGCGCCUGAGACGCUUGGAAAAAAAAAGAAGGAAAGCCCAGCGUCUGCCAUAUUAUGCCACCUACUGCCCUGCGCGCCUCUUAAUUCACUCCGUCUGCACAAGUCAUUACUUGGAUAUUUUCAUUACGAUCAUCAUUUGCCUUAAUGUUAUCACAAUGUCCUUGGAGCACUACAGCCAACCAAAGUCUCUUGAAAUUGCUCUGAAGUACUGCAACUACAUGUUUACUACAGUCUUUGUACUUGAAGCUGUGCUGAAACUGACAGCCUUUGGAUUUCGAAGAUUUUUCAAGGACAGGUGGAACCAGCUGGAUCUGGCCAUUGUGCUCCUUUCUGUAAUGGGAAUCACUUUGGAAGAAAUAGAAAUCAAUGCAGCUUUGCCCAUCAAUCCUACCAUUAUCCGCAUUAUGAGAGUGCUGCGCAUCACUAGAGUGCUGAAGCUGCUGAAAAUGGCAACAGGCAUGAGGGCAUUACUGGACACUGUCGUACAAGCUCUCCCACAGGUAGGAAACCUGGGCCUUCUCUUCAUGCUUCUCUUCUUUAUUUAUGCAGCUCUUGGAGUAGAGCUGUUUGGUAAACUUGUUUGCAAUGCUGAUCAUCCUUGUGAGGGAAUGAGCCGCCACGCCACCUUUGAAAACUUUGGGAUGGCCUUCUUGACUCUCUUUCAGGUUUCUACUGGAGAUAAUUGGAAUGGAAUAAUGAAGGACACACUACGUGACUGCACCAGUGAUGACCGCAGCUGCUUGAGCAACCUGCAGUUCAUCUCACCUCUUUACUUUGUCAGUUUUGUGCUCACAGCCCAGUUUGUACUAAUAAAUGUAGUGGUUGCUGUAUUAAUGAAGCACCUGGAUGACAGCAAUAAAGAAGCACAGGAGGAUGCAGAGCUGGAUGCUGAGAUUGAGUUGGAGUUAGCUCACGGACUUUGUUCUCAGGCAUCACCUGUGUCUGCUUUAGAUAAUGGGGGACGUGGAGGAAGACCAGCCACAGAAGGGCAUCGUAGUUUAAGAUGUUUUUCUCCAGCCCAGGAGAACUUGUGGCUUGACAGUGUUUCAUUGAUAAUUAAAGACACAUUCGAAGGGGAAUUGAUGAUAAUUGACAAUUUAUCUGGAUCGGUUUUCCAUCACUAUUCUUCACCAGCAGUGUGUGAAAAAUGUAACCACGACAAGCAUGAGGUCCAGCUGGCAGAAAUGGAGGCCUUUUCUUUAACCUCUGACAAGUCCUCUUCAGUACUGACAGAUGAUCUCAGUUCAGAAGAUCAAGGUGUCACAAGUCAGUUAAAGGAGAUGAAGCUAGGGAGGGACCCACCAGAGCAUGGUGUGUGGGGUGAGAAUGUUUUUCCCCAUAGUUCUCUUAAGGGUAGUCCAGACUCUGAACAAUACUUAUGUGAGAUAGACAAGAUCUCAUUAACCCCAGCAGAGUCUUGGGACAGCUGGCUAAAAGAAGAAAGCAACCCAGCAUCCCCUCCACAACCUCCUUUGUUAGGAGAUCCAUUGAUUCCUUUGUUACCAAUCCCUGCUGAGUUCUUCCAUCCUGCCAUCCCUACUACAGAAAAGGAUCCAGAGGAUCUGGCACUCCAAAAAAGUAUCCCUAAACUUUCUUCUCCUGAGUCUUGGGCUACUCUUCAUUCCCCAGAUGUCAAAUGUUCACUUCAUAGACAGCCAACAGAAAGCAAUUCAUCAAUGGAAAGUGGAAGUGCAAGUUCUGAGGACAGCUUACAGACUACUCUUGAGGAUAGCUUGAAUCUAAGCGACUCUCCGCAGUGCACCAUGGACCUCCCUGAUCUGCGUGUAUCUCCUACAACCCAUCAUACUACCCUUCCUAUAUCUUCUCUUUCAAUUAUGCAGAGGAGGAGCAACCGUCCUAGCUUUGCACUUCAGAAGGUUCGACGCCACCAACGGAGCCAUAGCAGUGGUGGCAGCACUAGUCCUGGAUGUACUCUUCAUGACUCCAUGGACCCUUCUGAUGAAGAAGGUGCUGGUGGAAGUCUUAGAGGAACAAGUGAGCCUUCAGAGACUCUUAGUAGCUUAUCAUUAACAUCUCUGUUUUCACCCCCACCCUCCUUAGCACCACCUGGGGGUGCCAUAAAAAAAUGCAGCAGCGUAAACAGUCUUUCUGUUGCCCCCUCUAGGGUAAGAGGAGCAAAGCAGUUUUACGCAGUCGAUCCACAGGGCUUCCUUUCAAUGCCAUCAUGGGUGAUGGAUUUUUACCAAACUUCUAUUCCCUCAGAAAACCAAGAAAACCGUAGUAGUACUGGAAAACUGCCAACUGAAAGAGGGAUACCUACUGGUAGUGUCUCAGGAAAUGUGGCCUUUGGCAAUAAUAAUAGGCGGAACAGAUGAGAUUUUGUUUUCUUUUAUUAGGUGGGAGGCAGGUCAUUUUCCUGGGAUAUGAAUUCCUAACUCUGAAAACAGGAGAAAUGGCCUUAAAUCUCUCAAAUUGACCAGCAGAAAAUGCUAUAUUACCUCACUGUGUGAGCCAGCCAAGCAAUGCAACUGAAGAGAGGAGAGGUUACGUUGGCUGAGCUCUCGGGCUCUAUAGUGGAAGAACCGCUGUACUGUAUCUAGCCUUUGGGGCUAUUACAUAUAGUAAAUAAUAUAUAUAUAUAUAUUAUUUUAUUUAUAUAUAUUUUAUUUUUACUGUUGCUUGGGACUUCCUGACAGUUUGUAAUAUAAAAAGUAUCUUUAUGUGGCAAUACAAAUUAUUUGGUGACGAGAGACAAUUAUCUUGUUUUUUGAAAAUCCUUGUUCUUUCUGUCUAAUGUACACAUACAACAAACGGAUUUUUAUACUUAGCAUUUUUGAAAGGAAGGUUAACAUGAAUGCCACAUACAGCUC
Molecule: messenger RNA, 5271 nt
Organism: Nanorana parkeri
Lineage: Eukaryota; Metazoa; Chordata; Amphibia; Anura; Dicroglossidae
Gene: CACNA1I
Product: calcium voltage-gated channel subunit alpha1 I
Exons: 30
Coding region: 1-4776 (1591 amino acids)
Biological process (GO): membrane depolarization during action potential; positive regulation of calcium ion-dependent exocytosis; calcium ion import
Cellular component (GO): plasma membrane; voltage-gated sodium channel complex; neuron projection
Molecular function (GO): low voltage-gated calcium channel activity; voltage-gated sodium channel activity
Source: RefSeq, a predicted model, not a curated record